Messenger RNA from Penicillium argentinense, 1221 nucleotides. Its product is annotated as FAD-dependent oxidoreductase. The transcript is spliced from 2 exons. The record is from RefSeq and is a predicted model, not a curated record. Gene Ontology annotation, molecular function: oxidoreductase activity. Gene Ontology annotation, cellular component: cytoplasm; late endosome. Gene Ontology annotation, biological process: retrograde transport, endosome to Golgi. Lineage: Eukaryota; Fungi; Ascomycota; Eurotiomycetes; Eurotiales; Aspergillaceae. Bases 1 to 1221 code for a protein of 406 amino acids.
AUGUCUGCUGCAGGUGACCGUCGCGAGAUCGUCAUUGUUGGUGGUGGCAUUAUCGGAUGCUGCUCUGCAUACUUCCUCACAAGACACCCCUCCUACGACCCAGCUCGACACAAAAUCACACUACUCGAAGCCUCCGAUAUAGCAGGCGGGGCAUCUGGAAAGGCAGGCGGACUACUUGCGCAAUGGGCGUAUCCGAACAACCUCGUGGACCUCAGCUUUCCGCUGCACGCCCAACUUGCAAAGGAACAUGAUGGGAAGAACCGAUGGGGCUACCGAGAGACCAAUUGCGGCCAGCUGGUUGUCCGCGGUCGUGCCAUGACAAACAAGACCGAGAAGAAGGGCGACUCGGGUGAAUCUUUGCAGAAGCGCAGCGCGGCCGCCAUGUCGAAGCUCAAGUCGUCUGGUAUUCCCAAGGAUCUGGAUUGGGUCGAGCCUGACCUGUUGCGUGCUUAUGAGAGUAUGAGUGGUCCGGGUGAGACCGCUCAGGUUCACCCAUACCUCUUCACUACGUCUAUGGCGAAGCUGGCCGAGGAGAAGGGCGCGGAGAUUAUUCUUGGACAGGUUACGGAUAUCGCUCGUCCUGAUGGCGCAGUUGAAUCAGUUAUCUAUACCGAUAAAGCUUCGGGGGAAUCGCGCACCAUCUCUGCUACCGACGUGAUUGUUGCUGCGGGUCCUUGGACGAGCAAUGUUCUCCCCGAGGCUCCUAUUGCUGCUAUGCGCGCACACAGUGUUGUCAUUCGGCCGACAAGGCCAGUGAGUGCCUACGCACUGUUCACGAAUAUCGAGAUCCCCGCCAACUUCAACCCUGCUAAGAAAUCUCGGCCGACGGUUGCUGCGCCGGAGAUCUAUGCGCGUCCUGACGAUACUGUGUACGCCUGCGGUGAUGGAGACAAGGUGGUUCCGCUACCGCCGACAUCUGCAGAAGUCGAGGUCGACCAAGAGCGCUGUCAAGAUAUUGUGGAUCAAGUUGGUAGUAUCUCGGAUGAGCUGCGUGAUGGCGCGGUUGAGAUUCGCCAGGCUUGCUACCUGCCCAAUAGCACUGGCUUCGGAGGACCGCUGGUUGGUUUGACGAACGACAAGGGUCUGUAUCUUGCAUCUGGCCAUACGUGCUGGGGCAUCCAGAACGGACCUGGUACUGGCAAGCUGAUGAGCGAGUUUGUCUUUGAUGGUAAGGCCAAGAGUGCGAAGAUCGGGUCAUUGGAUCCUCGCGACCAGCUCUGA